Mercenaria mercenaria is the source of this 2637-nucleotide messenger RNA. RefSeq lists its product as uncharacterized. Lineage: Eukaryota; Metazoa; Mollusca; Bivalvia; Venerida; Veneridae. Gene Ontology annotation, molecular function: protein binding. The record is from RefSeq and is a predicted model, not a curated record. The transcript has 2 exons. The coding region runs from base 1344 to 2120 and encodes 258 amino acids.
CAUGAUUUCAUUAAAAACCCGUUUGUUUAUCGGCUAGGGUACGCUACAACUGUACCAAAGCUAAUUUUAUCUCUUUCAAACCCUUGUAAUUGCUUCAAUCCAAACAUUUUUGUACCUUUAGAACGUUUUUCCCGCCGAUAAGUUAUUUUCUUAAGAUGAUAUUUCAAAUAAAGCUAAUAUCACAGAACUUGUGCAGGUCUGACUACGUGUAUAAAUAAUAAAGUUUAACUUUUCCUCUCAAAUGUAAAGUAAGGAUCGACCAGUAUGUUUCUAGAAAUGAAAAGUUCUCUCAUUACAGUAGAUAUUAUUAAAAGAUUUACAGAGUUGUUUUAUGAAAUUUAUCCAUACCCUAUGUGUAAAAAAAAAGAGAUGACAGUUAAAUAUUUACUAUGACGGUUGCUAUCUGAUACAAAAUGUCACAAAAAAGCAAAUUUUGCAAAAACAAUAUCGUCACGUCAAUGCAAGGAAGCUGGUAACUGCAUCGAAAUAAAUAAGCAUAUUUUGCGCUGAGAUGACAUGAAUGUUUUAAUCAAUGACGUGUAUAAAAAUGUUAGUGCCUUACUUGGUGAUAAAAAUCCGACAAAUUUGAAAAUUAUAACUGGCAUAUGUAACUCUGUAGUAUAAGUCUGUCCUACCUUGACCGAUACAAUAACCCAACUUGCAGGUGUGUGUUAAUUAUUGAAUUAAAACAGACAAUGCAUCCGUCCAGUUAAACUAACUUUAUAUCUUGUUGCCAUAUGAAAUUAUACUUUCCUGUGUAUCAAAUGAGGCCAUACUUAACGAUCACAUGAAAGUAGUUUAUACUGUCGCAACAAACCUCUUUCAAGUCCAAAAGUGAUAACUUCACAAUAUUUGUCACCGAUAUGGAAUUAAGGACUUGCUUGUUUUUUAGUUAAAAGUUAAUCUAUAUACGUCAACACAGGAAAAUAUAAUGUAACAUAAAAACAAAACAAUUCAUUUAAGACAUUGUGAGUCAAUAAAAGAAUGCAUGAAUUAAAUUAUUAUCUAAAGUCGAAACUACAGCGCUUAUAUUCUUAACGCUACUCAACAAACUGGGUUUACUGUACUUUUGAAUACUUAAAGUCAAAAGGUAGCUUUGUAAAGAACUGUUUUUAAAAAGUCAUCACCAGAUGUUAAUGUAAUGUAAAUGGCAAAUGUUCCCAUAAUGAAUAUCAGGUCCUAUCUAUGUGAUCAAAAUAUGAUAAUACCGGUAUUGCGAUAAUUUCAUUCUCUAUUAAAUGGUAUACUUAUAUUGAAUUUUCUUAACCACCCCUUGGCAUAUACAUACACCUAAACCUGAUUCUACAGUUUUCAUUCCUUCGCUUCAUUCAGACUCAUACAAGAUGUUUUGUGCUGCAAUUUUCUGCUUUUUAAUUUUAAAUUCAAAUCCCACUUUCGGGACUGAGCCACUAUGUUCCCGGUUUCAUUACGAGGAACAAACGUUAGAAAAGAUGAUCAGGCAGGAAAUAUUUGUAGAGAAAAUGAAAGAUGACAUUGACGACUCUAAACAGCAAGUAGUGGACGCUGUUGUAGACUUGAAGAAUGAGAGAAACAAGUUUGCAGCGGAAUUUGAAAGGUUGAAAAAUGACGUUGAAACAAUGAAAGGCAACCUUGAAAAUGCAUUGGAGCGUAUCCAAUCACAAACUGUAAAAGUCAUUCAGGAUAAUACUGCAGAAAUGGAAACGUUAAAAGGUUCUGUCGUCACACAUAUCGUCGCAUUCAAAACUAACGUUGUGUCUGACAAGUCAUUGCGCGACAGCAAGGUUAUAAUAUUCUCAAAGAAUAUAUUUAACAUGGGUGAUGCUUACGACAAUGCAACUGGCAUCUUCAAAGCACCAGCUGGAGGUGUCUACCUUUUCACGACGCAGAUAUGUUUAUCUACCCGUACCCAUUCGUACUUCGGCAUCACUUUGAAUGGGGAACUUAUCUCUCAAUCUCUGCUCGGAGACUAUCAGUGGUCUAAUUGCUAUACAAUGGAUGCCAUUGUUAAAGUCAACAAGGGCGAUGACGUUUCGAUUAAAUGUAUUGGCUCUUGUGGGAGUAGUGAGAGUUUGUGGAAUAAUCUUCGUUACGCCACAAGUAGCUUCUCGGGUGUACUCGUCCACAAAGUUAUCCGUUGAAAUAUGACUGUAAUGGAAGUUAUCCGUGUGUAUGGCCUGUUUUGUUGGAUAAACUUUGAUUCUGUGACGACAACAAAAUUUAAUAUUGAUAUUUUGAAUUACUAAAUGCCUAACAAAAUCUGGUUUAAUCAUAUGCACAGGUUAAAAAUUUAUCACAGUGUUAAAGUUACAUAAUAUCAUAAGAAAUAGCUUAUUUAGUUAUUAUAACGCCCCAACUAGUAACCAAUAUGGUCCGCUUUGUUCCUCAUUUCUGAUCAGAUGUUAAGUACUUUCAAUAAUUAGCAUUGUUUUAUGUGUUUUUUCUCUCCAUGCUUCACAUCAUGUUGACAUUGCUUAUGUUUAAAUUUUAAAGGAAAGAGAUAGAAUGUCGUGCCGUGCGCUCGAGAUAAGAUGUCGUGUUCACGAGAUAUGAUGUUGAGCGCUCGAGAUAAGAUGUCGUGCGUUCGAGAUAAGAUGUCGUGCGCACGAGAUAAGAUGUCGUGCGCACGAGAUAAGAUGCCUUACGCUCGAGAUAAGA